This is a messenger RNA of Adelges cooleyi (spruce gall adelgid), 982 nucleotides long. RefSeq lists its product as uncharacterized. The record is from RefSeq and is a predicted model, not a curated record. The transcript is spliced from 4 exons. NCBI's taxonomy places the organism in Eukaryota, Metazoa, Arthropoda, Insecta, Hemiptera, Adelgidae. The coding region runs from base 285 to 944 and encodes 219 amino acids.
ACAAUAAGGAGUUAAUAUAUUAUGUGCGCAUGGUGUAACACGUCCGGACGAAUUAGUAACACGUUAUAAACAUUUGAUGAUAUAAUUGCCAUAUUGCCUCAUAAUAUAAUAUCAAUCUAAUAACGAUUUUAUAAUUGUCAAACUGUUCACGGGAAACGUCAAACGGAUAAAAAUUGGAAUUUCGAGUCGGUAAUAGGUUUGAACAAAAUACAGCCAUUCGAUUGCAACUCGUGUCGAAAAGUGGUCAACUUCCAAACUGACUGAAUUAUCCAUCGCAUAAUAAUAUGAUCUCUACAGCCCCAAAAAGUCCUCAAAGUGAAUCUGCUGGGAAAGGACUCGGAGAUAACGAUAUGAUCAACGGGAUUAAUGUUAAACACGAAUCCGAUGAAAUGGAAGGUUAUUGCCUUGAAACGUCGAUACAAGAAACGAUACCUAUGAACGUGCAAGUUACAAACAACUUGGCUGACGAAAAAUGCGAUUUGUGUUUAGAAUUGUUUACAUCCAAAAAGCAACUGAAACAUCAUAUUACAACAUCACACAAUGGUAUUUCUAAGAUCGAUGAAAUUACAAUUAAAAAUGAAGUAGAUAAUUGUUUCGAAGACAACGAUAUGAUCAACGGGAUUAAUGUUAAAAAUGAAUCCGAUGAAGUGGUAGAUUAUUGCCUUGAAUCGUCGAUACAAGAUGAAGAAAUGAUACCUAUGAACGUGCAAGUUACAAACAACUUGGCUGACGAAAAAUGCGAUUUGUAUUUAGAAUCAUUUACAUCCAAAAAGCAAUUGAAACAUAUUACAACAUCGCACAAUGGUAUUCCUAAGAAUGAUGAAUGUUCAAUUGCAACAGAUGUGGAAAACAAAUUCAAGCUAGAGUGUUCUCAAUCUAAAUUCAAGAAGGUGUUGUUAAAUCCUGACAGGACACACUGCGGUGAAAAAACAAAGAGCAAAUAAAGUUACAAAGAAGAGGGGUAAUAGAAAUAGAAAGUAAG